GGCAGGAAGUCCCGCGCGGUCCCGCCCCCUCCUCCUCGUUCACCCCCCCGCCCGUCACGGCGGGGCGCGCUGUGAGACGGCGGCGAGAUCGCUCCUCCCCUCCCCUCCCCGGGCAUCGGCACCGGGAACCGGGAACCAACCGGGCACCGGGCAGCGGCACCGGCUGGCCCCGAGCCAUGGCUUGCAGCCUGAAGGAUGAGCUGCUCUGCUCCAUCUGCCUGAGCAUCUACCAGGACCCGGUGAGCUUCGGCUGCGAGCACUACUUCUGCCGCCGGUGCAUCACCGAGCACUGGGUGCGCCAGGAGCCUCAGGGCACCCGCGACUGCCCCGAGUGCCGCCGAACCUUCACCGAACCCACCCUGGCCCCCAGCCUCAAGCUGGCCAACAUCGUGGAGCGGUACAGCGCCUUCCCCUUGGAUGCCAUCCUGGGUGCCCAACGCAGCCCCUUCCCCUGCAAGGACCACGAGAAGGUCAAGCUCUUCUGCCUCACCGACCGCGCUGUCGUCUGCUUCUUCUGCGAUGAGCCCGCUGUGCAUGAGCAGCACCAGGUCACCAACGUGGACGACGCCUUCGAGGAGCUGCAGCGGGAGCUGAAGGAGCAGCUCCAGGGGCUGCAGGAGAGUGAGCGCGGUCACACCGAAGCCCUGCACCUCCUCAAACGGCAGCUGGCUGAGACCAAGUCCUCAGCCAAGAGCCUGCGGGUAACUAUCGGGGAGGCUUUUGAGCGGUUGCACCGGCUGCUGCGGGAGCGGCAGAAGGCGAUGCUGGAGGAGCUGGAGGCGGACACGGCGCGGACGCUGACCGACAUCGAGCAGAAGAUCCAACGCUACAGCCAGCAGCUCCGCAAGGUGCAAGAGGGCAGCCAGAUCCUCCAGGAGCGCUUGGCCGAAGCCGACAAACACGUCUUUUUAGCCGGCGUCGCGUCCCUUUCCGAGAGGCUGAAGGGGAAAAUCCAUGAGACCAACCUGACCUACGAGGACUUUCCCACCUCCAAAUACAUGGGGCCACUGCAGUACACCAUCUGGAAAUCCCUUUUCCAAGAUAUCCAUCCUGUGCCGGCAGCCCUGACGCUGGACCCCGGCACGGCUCACCACCGCCUCAUCCUCUCUGAUGACUGCACCAUCGUGGCGUACGGCAACCUACACCCCCAACCGCUGCAGGACUCCCCCAAACGCUUCGACGUGGAGGUCUCGGUCUUGGGUUCGGAGGCGUUCGGCGGCGGGGUCCACUACUGGGAGGUGGUGGUCUCCGAGAAGACCCAGUGGAUGAUCGGUUUGGCCCACGAAGCCGUCACCCGCAAGGGCAGCAUCCAAAUUCAACCCAGCCGAGGGUUUUAUUGCAUCGUCAUGCACGACGGUAACCAGUACAGCGCCUGCACCGAGCCCUGGACCCGGCUCAAUGUCAAGAGCAAGCUGGAGAAGGUGGGGGUCUUCCUGGACUACGACAAGGGGCUUCUCAUCUUCUACAAUGCUGACGACAUGUCCUGGCUCUACACCUUUCGGGAGAGGUUUCCCGGCAAGCUCUGCUCUUAUUUUAGCCCCGGGCAGAGUCACGCCAACGGCAAGAACGUGCAACCCCUCCGCAUCAACACCGUUCGCAUCUAACGGGGGCAGGGUGUUUGACGUGUGUGUGUGCGUGUCCCCCCCCCCCCCUUCCCCGCCACGGGUGUUUUCCCACUGUUCGGUGGAGGUUUGGGCUGAUCCUGUCCCAGGAGCUGCCCCAGCGCUGGGCAGGAUCUGGCCUUUUCCCCCCCCCGCCCUCCCCGUCCUCUCCCAGGAGGGUCCUGGCGCAGGGGGUUUGGGGUGUGGGGGGGGUCCGGGCUGCUGCAAUAAAUGGAUUUGGAGAGAA
Messenger RNA from Tyto alba (common barn owl), 1848 nucleotides. Its product is annotated as E3 ubiquitin-protein ligase TRIM62. Gene Ontology annotation, molecular function: protein binding; zinc ion binding. The record is from RefSeq and is a predicted model, not a curated record. Gene Ontology annotation, biological process: positive regulation of canonical NF-kappaB signal transduction; innate immune response. Lineage: Eukaryota; Metazoa; Chordata; Aves; Strigiformes; Tytonidae.